This is a messenger RNA of Wyeomyia smithii (pitcher-plant mosquito), 1703 nucleotides long. RefSeq lists its product as uncharacterized. The transcript is spliced from 4 exons. Bases 139 to 1581 code for a protein of 480 amino acids. The record is from RefSeq and is a predicted model, not a curated record. Gene Ontology annotation, biological process: negative regulation of DNA-templated transcription. Gene Ontology annotation, cellular component: nucleus. NCBI's taxonomy places the organism in Eukaryota, Metazoa, Arthropoda, Insecta, Diptera, Culicidae. Gene Ontology annotation, molecular function: zinc ion binding; DNA binding.
CAGAAGAUUACAAUGUUUACAAUUUUCGUACAGUGAAUCAGAAAAGUCUCAAAAUUUCAAUUAUUUAAAUAGUUAUUUAUUCAUGAUUUUAAUGAAAUAUGUUGUACAUGAAAACGUAUUUAUUUUGAAUGCAGUACAAUGGAAUCGCAACCGCAGACACAUUGUACCGUGACUGAGCAGUUCCGUUGCUAUUGUUUACUGUGUUUCUCCGACGGACCGGAUUUUAUCAAAACAUUACCAACAACUCCUGAGGAAGGAAACGUUCAACAGAAUAUCGAAGCCCUUAUUACAAAAUAUUUCCCAGAGGAAAUACUUGAUCUGAACGGGCAGAUUUGUUGUAGUUGUUACCAGCAACUCAGAGACUUCCACCAGUUUUAUUUGAAGAUAAAAACAAUUCAGUGGAAGCGUAAAAUGAAAACGACUGUAAAUGAUGGUGCCUGUAAUCUAGUUUCGUUUCAAUUGGACACAACUAUCAAAGAAGAAAAAAUUGACGACACAUACCACUUUGACCAUUCUGGGGAGGUCGACGGUCUGAACAAUUUCCUAGAUGAACAGUUUGGAUCACAGGCUGAACACAGCGAAAAUGAAAUUGCACAGAAUCGCAUUUUAGAUUCUAUUGUGAAUGAAUUUCAAGCCAGCUCAUUAGGUAACAAUAACUUGAGUCGAAACAAUGAGAGCAUACCCAAUCCAAAGCGCAUAAAACGAAAUUUUUCUGAUUUGUGGCAGCCUUUGAACAAUCCCAAUGCUCGGUUACAAACCAAUACGGGAAAAUCUGACGCCGAAAAACUGGACGAUGAAUUCCACGAAUAUGACAAGCCACCAGAUGAACCAACACAACAGUCGCACGUUUGCGGAGCGAUGGAAGAAUUAGAGCGUCUUCGCAAAGAAAACGAAUGGCUCAAACGAAGAAACCAUCUGCUCGUAACACGAUUGCGGGAUGUCCACGUCCGCAAUAACGAUCUUCUACAAGCUAACCGAGAACUAACAGAAAAGCUUAGAACUCACGAUUCAAAAUUGCUCGGAAAGCCCACUCCUAUAGUUCAUGAAACUGUGAAAACUCCUCCAGCGGCCUGUGCGUACUCCAAAGAACAAAGUUCUCCCAUAUUCAUCACGUCACCUCCUACUGUUUCUCAUCUACGGCAAAGUCGAGAGACAAUUGCAAACAAAUUCAUAUCGCUAAGUGGAGCGUACACGCUAGAUAACGGCGAUAUCGUGGUGAUGGACUCAGUCAUUCCGUGUCGUACGAUGGUGGACAUUGACGCAGUUGAACCCGGUGAAAAGUAUGAUCUCAAAUUUAUAAGCAAACUGGCAGUAGCACUUUGGGGACACGAACGGUUGGCAGUGAGCAGUGUCACGGGACGAAAAUCGAAUAACGCAGGACAAAAUGCACCGCCAAGUAUACAGCUGGAACCGGAUAAGCUGACUUUCAUCAAAGAAAAAGUUUACAAUCGGGCAAUGUUGGAAACGAACGAUCGGUUACAAGCAAUGGCACGGUUCGACGACUCACGUAUCAAUCGCUUACUGAACAUAAAAAUUCAAAAUGCGAAAAGGAAAAAGAAUCUGCAUUUUUCUCCCACUUGAUUGAGCAACUUUUAGCUGCAUUUAGUUAAUAUACAAGUUUCGAAAAGUACGAAUGAUACACAUAAAACAUUCAUGUAUGUGGUUUAUAAGAAUAAGAAAUUGAAGAACAAAAAAUCGUCUAA